UGAACAGCUGGCAGACUGACACUGACAGUGAAGUUACAGUAGUCUCAAAAUAAAUAAUGAUAUCAUGAGUGUUGUGCUGUGCCUUCCUAUUAUAAAAUUUAAUUUAUUCAAAUGUAGAUAAGGAAUAAAGAACAUACAAGUGCAGUGAUCAAAUCCCAUUAAACCCAAAAUGCAACAAUCACCUUUUGAGAACAUAUUCAACAUCAUAGGUGGCCUAUCAGAAGGAAACGAAAAGCCUAUGAAACAUGGAUUUUAUAAUGCUUUUGCCCUUUUCAUAUUAACGAUCUGCUGUGUGGCAGUUUAUGUACUAUUCCUGAUAUUAGAACCAUUUUUCAAACCCUUAUUUUGGGCUCUGCUUGUUGGGUCAAUACUUCAUCCAUUUAAAUAUAAAUUGUCUAAGAAACUAAAGUCAUGGUUUGAGGGGCUGGACAGAAGCAACACAUCUGUAGUAUUUGGUUUGAUGACAAUUCCCGUGAAUGUUAUUAACUUUGCAUCAGAUACAGUUGGAGAACAGUUCAAGGAACAUUAUAAGGCAGUACUGAGUCUUUUGUCAGCGAUAUUCGUAGCACCAUGGCUGUACAAUGCCGUGCCGCGGAGCUUCGCCUGCAUGUUCUGGCAGUUCACGAGCUUCAUUGGCUACUCCACCACCUUGCUCAUCAACUUCAGCAGUUCCUAUAUUACAUUAACAGUAGCUCUAGCAUACUUUAUAAGUGUGUCAACACUAUGGACCCCCGACAGAGCUGGAGUCUUCAGGAAGACAGCUCUGCUGCUGUGGUUGGUGAUCACCGGUUUCUUCGCUGGGCUCACCGGCUCCUUCCAAGUCUACAUGUUUGUUCUCCUGCAAAUUGUUGGUGUCACUGGCUUUGCUAUAGAGGUCUUGGAUGUGCAUAAAACCCUGCUUAUGAAAGAUCCAGAGGCAUCCAUGCUGACAGCCUUCAACAACACACUCCUAAACAUAGACUGCAAAGAGAAAGAGACAGAAUCUCCCAGUGAAAAGUCCAGUGAUCAGGAUCAACAGAAUAGCGUUGACCAAGACUCACCGUCUGAAAAAGAUGUCUCUCCAGUGACCCCAGACACUAUUCCCAAAAGGGGAAGUUGGACGGGAACCGACCCACCUCACAGUUCUCCGAGACACGCCAAAAUGCUCUUCAAAACUCGCACAAUGUCCACGCUUCCCCUAUCGAAUAUUAAACACAAAACUCCUUACGAAAGUCGACUAUUGGCCUCUUUCAGGCAAAGAUCUUUGGAUGAGAACUACAUGAGAAAUCACUUCGACACAGAUGAUGAAACUGCGCUAUAUUUCAAGCUGCUAUUCUUUGGCUGCUUCUGUAUGCUGGUCUGGAAACACAUCUGGCUGCUGCCGGUUCUGCUGUUCUUCUUAGGAAUUCACGUAAUGAAGCGCUUGCUUGACUUCUUUGGCGUGUGGCUGUUUUGUGAGAAUCAAUAUAAUUGCAUUAUGGCUAAAGUGAAGGAUUGGAUUGAGGACAGGAAGUCGGCCAUCUUGCCGGCGCACGUGCGCGGCAUGUCCAAGAUGGCGGCGCUGUGCAACCGGCGCUUCACGGACGUGGCGUUCGACUGCGUGGACACCGUGUCCAGCUGCAUCGUCAUCGUCGGCCUCAUCCUGUUCCUGGCCGUCGGGACUGUCUUCAUUUGUAUACAGAUAUACUCAGAAGCGAUAGUGGUGGUGCAGAUGAGCGGCUCGCUGCUCAACAGUACCUUCGUCCAGAACAGCGAGCUGCAUCAGUACCUGCCCGACGGCUGGGAGGACAAGCUCGACUCGCUCAUUGAUAACGCUUACACGUAUGGAAGAGAGGGCAUUUCUAAAGGCGUGAAAAGCAUGCUGAAAGAAGGUGACCCCGACAAGAUAGCGCGAGUAGAACAGCAAGUGCUGGAGGUGUGGGACCGCGUGUACCAGAGCUGGGUGUCGGGGCACUUCGCGGCCGCCGGCGCGGGCCCGCAGGUCGACAGCGGCGCCGUCAGCGACUCCUGGGACGAGUUCGUCAGCCACGUGUCUCUUACACCUGGUUUACUAGACUUCAGCGGCCUAAUCUCGUGGGUCCAGAACAACGUGGGCACCCUGACAGCCAUCGCGGGCAGCGUGUGGGCGCCGCUCGCGAGCAACGUGUCGCUGCUGGCGGGGUCUGUGGGCGCCUUCACCUCGCUGCUGCUGUGCGGCGGCGGGGCUAUCAUCAACUUCCUUAUUAACUUGGUGGUAUUCUUCACGACGCUAUUCUACCUGCUGGCGUCCAGCAACGCGCUGUACAAGCCGGUGGAGGUGAUCACGCAGGCGCAGCCCAACUUCGGCCCGCGGCUCGGCAUCGCGCUCUCCGUCGCUAUCAACCAGGUGUUCCGUGCUUCUUUCAAAAUGGCGCUAUUCUAUGGCCUAUGGACGUGGCUGGUCCACAACAUAUUCGGUGCCAAAGUCGUCUACCUCCCAUCAGUUCUAGCGGCAGUGCUAGGCGCGGCGCCGUUUCUGGGCCCGUACCUGGCGGGUCUACCAGCAGGCGUGGACGUGUGGCUGCAGGGCCGGCCCGUGGCAGCCCUGCUGCUGGUCGUGUCGCAGGCCGCGCCCAUCGCCUUCCUCGACGCAGCCGUCUAUAAGGAGAUUAAAGAUGGCGGUCACCCAUACGUGACCGGGCUGGCUAUAGCCGGCGGUAUAUUCUACCUGGGCCCGGAGGGGGCGAUCCUGGGCCCGCUGCUGCUGUGCUGCCUCAUGGUAGUGCUCAACCUGUCCUCGGCCUUCCUUCGAGACACGCCCUCGGAAGAAAGAGCUGCGUUGCACUCUCGUGUCAGGCUCGGUGCUUAUCUGUGAUCGGAAUGCAUGGACUAACAUUUAGUGACGAAGAUAUACAAGUGUAUUUGUGUACGUAUGUACCUGUUAUUUAAACCAAACUAACACUGAAACGGGUCGUCUGAUACUCGUGAAGAUUACAAAAUCACUCGUUUCGCGUGUGCCUUUAGAAUCAACCCCAAAAAGGCGUAUAAAUCGAA
Plutella xylostella (diamondback moth) is the source of this 2991-nucleotide messenger RNA. NCBI's taxonomy places the organism in Eukaryota, Metazoa, Arthropoda, Insecta, Lepidoptera, Plutellidae. The record is from RefSeq and is a predicted model, not a curated record.